UGUCAGACUGAAUGGCAACACUACUGCCCAACAGUUUUCUACGUCAGUUCAUACAAAAAUAUACAUUAAAACGUAUAAAAUUCUAUAGUUAAUCCACAUAAAAAAAAGUAAAGUUGUAAAAGUUUAGAGAAGUACUUGGAACUAUUUAAGAGUAAUACCUUAGACAAUGGCUGUCCCGACAGUAACCAUGGGCAUACAAAGCACAGCAGGUGCUGUGCCUGUGCGUAAUGAAAAAGGAGAAAUUUCAAUGGAAAAGGUAAAGGUCCAACGUUAUAUAUCAGGCAAAAGACCAGAUUAUGCCAAAGAAAAUUCCAGCUCCGAAGAAAGCGAUUUGGAAGACUUUCUAGAUAGCCGCCGCCGCCAAUUGGCGGCUACCCAACACGAUAAACGUUAUCGUAGACAUGACAAAGAAGAUCCCACUCGAAAAGAACCAUCCGAUCACGAUGAAACUGUGGAAGAAAUAGAUGAUCCACGGUUACGCCGUUUAAGAGCUCGUCCAAUUGAAGCUGAAGUAUUAGAACAGGAACGCAUGGAACGUCAUCGCCACAUACACGAGCCAGAACUUUUGGAAACAGAUAGCGAAGAAGACAAUGAAGAAAAUAAGAAUGAAAAUGGGGAGCAGCAAAAUAUUGAGAGAGUCACCAAUAAAAUUACCCUCGCCUCGGAAUCAGAUACGGAUUCAGAAUUAAGUGAAACUGAACUCGAACAAAAACGUUUGAAGCUUAGACAGCGUAUGUUGCAGCAACAAAAGGAAGAGGAAAUCUUACAAAAAGAAGAGGAAAAACAAUCGGAAUCGUCGGACACCGAAAGCUCAGAAUAUGAAGAGGAAACCGAAAGCGAAGAAGAGAAUGAACCUCGCCUGAAACCAUUAUUUGUGCGUAAAAAAGAUCGGGCAACGAUUCAAGAAAAAGAACGUGAAACGUUAAGACAGAAGGAAAUAGAGAUUGAAACCAAGCGGCUUGCUAAAGAGAGGCGCAGACAAACCUUACGUUUAGUAGAAGACAGUAUUAAAAAAGAUUUGGAAAAAUCGAAGCCAGAAACUGCCGAACCAAGUAUAGAUGACGUCUGUACCGACGAUGAAAACGAUGAAGUGGAAUAUGAAGCAUGGAAAUUGCGGGAACUGAAACGCAUGAAACGUGACCGUGAAGAAAGAGAGAAUGCGGAACGUGAACAAUUGGAAAUUGAUCGUCUGCGUAAUCUUACUGAUGAAGAACGACGUCAGGAACUACGUCAAAAUCCUCGCGUCAUUACGAAUAAGGCCACGAAGGGCAAAUAUAAAUUCUUGCAGAAAUACUAUCACAGGGGAGCUUUCUACUUGGAUGAAGAAAACGAUAUAUUGAAACGUGACUUCGCUCAAGCCACUCUCGAAGAUCAUUUCGACAAAACUAUACUACCGAAAGUGAUGCAAGUAAAGAAUUUCGGUCGCUGUGGCCGUACAAAAUAUACCCAUUUAGUCGAUCAAGACACUACAAAAUUCGAUUCACCAUGGUUUGCUGAAACUGCGAACAAUAUUAAAUUUCACAAUGAACGUGCUGGGGGCAUGAAACAAGUGUUUGACAAGCCUUCACUAUCAAAACGCAAAAAAUUAGAAUAAAUUUCUUUUAGCUUUAAAUCUACUGAGCUUUAAUUCGAAUUCUAAUCGUGUACAAUUUAACGAAGACAAUUUCAACUAAGUAGGAACGAGAUACCCAAGUACGUAUGAAAUCUGUAUGUAUUUGACCUACAAAAUUUGUGCUUUUGUAAAACUAGAAAUUUAAUAAACGGUUAAGAUUUAGUUUCAUUAUUCAGUCGCAAUUUUUCUUCUUUUAUGGCCGCAUACAACAUAAUACAAUGCAAAUGCAUUUAAAAUCGACUUCCAAAUGCACUGAAAGUGCUAAGAUCUCAAUUGAAAAAAAAAGAGAAAUUAUAAACGGCAUAAUGCCAAUCGCUCGGUUAUUUGUAGGUUAUUAAGAUAAAUUUAAGA
This is a messenger RNA of Glossina fuscipes, 1963 nucleotides long. It is a transcript of the gene Mfap1, whose product is annotated as microfibrillar-associated protein 1. Gene Ontology annotation, molecular function: RNA binding. The transcript has a single exon. The record is from RefSeq and is a predicted model, not a curated record. Gene Ontology annotation, biological process: mRNA splicing, via spliceosome. The coding region runs from base 167 to 1594 and encodes 475 amino acids. Gene Ontology annotation, cellular component: U2-type spliceosomal complex. NCBI's taxonomy places the organism in Eukaryota, Metazoa, Arthropoda, Insecta, Diptera, Glossinidae.